AGGCGUCUUUGAGGUCCUAUUUUAGACGUGGGUCUCGGGGUGGAUAAAGCCCCCCCCCCUCAUACACACACUCAAAGUUAGGCCUCAGCCCAGGGCUUGAGGGAAAGAUAGGGGCCCCGAACAUCAUCUGAGCGGUGGAGAGGAGGGGAAGAGGAAAGGUUCCCACUUUGGACAUCUGUCUGAGGGUUUCCUUCCUUCCACAGUUCACAAUGAAGAGUGCCCGCGGCAGCAGCUCUUCCUUCCAGGGUGCUAGUGCCAACAGUGUGGAUCUGAGCCUUACAGGGCUACCCAUGCAAGUGCUUCAGCGCCCUAGCAGUGCCUCUCCAGGCAAGCACAUUGCUCGCUCCAUCUCCGUCAUUACUGAAAACAAGCCCAAGAGGAAUAUCCUAGAAGAUGCAGCAAACCCUGCAUCUAGCAGAGCUAUGAACAAUUUGCGAAGAUCCAACAGCACAACUCAGGUUAACCAGCAGGUGAAUGGUGCCUUCAGCAGUGCAGAGCAGCACGGAGACUUCCUGACUUUGUUUGAUAGCAGCUCAGGUGGAAGAAAGAAACUAGCAAGUCUGAGCAAAGUCUCCCCAGAGAAGAAGACCACAUGGAACAUUCUAGAUGAGCAGCCCAGAACCUUUCCUUCUCCAUCUGGCACUCGGGAGACACAUUCAGGCAUGAAGAAGAAAGAAAUAUAUGUGCCGCUUGCAGCCAACUUCACUGCCAAUAACAGGAGUAACAAAGGUGCCAUGGGCAACUGUGUCACCACCAUGGUGCAUAACAACUACUCCACUACAGAUAAGGCUCCUGCACCCAAGAGCUCCAACCAAGCCACCACCUCCCUCAACAACAUUAUCAAAGCCACCUCUAAUGAAGACACAGAGGGCAGCAGCUACAUGAAGUCCCAGAAGAACUUUUCCAGCAGCAACAUCCUGGCUCGGAACAAUAAUACUAGCAGUAGCACGAACCCCCUCAGGAGGCAGGAAGUGUCAGAGGAGGAGGCUGAGCGGUUCAUUAACCAGGUCAAUCUGGCUGCUGUGACGAUCCAGCGCUGGUACAGACGGCACUCGCAGAGGCACAAGGAGGGCGUAGCCCAACUCGGCCGCUUGUUAGCUUCCAAAAGAGAGGAAAGGCAGCAGCAACACACAGAGGAGAGCAACAUCUUGGAUUUGCAGCGGAGGCGAGAUGAGGAGAGGAGGAAGAUUCGAGAGGAGAAGGCACGUCUUGCCAGGAAAGUAGCCAUCCAGGAGCUGCAGCAAAAACGGGCCCAAAAAGUCUUGGAUACUCAGCGCUUGGUUCAGGAGGAGCUGGCAGUGAUAAAAGGAAGCAAGAAAGCCGGAAGAAGAAAACCUGAGAAGACUGGUUCCAUGAAGAACACCAGCCCUGCUAACAGCAUCAUCAAAGCCAACAAUGCAGAUGCCAACUUCCGCUUGGCAGCUACAGAUAUGGAAGAACAUUCUGCCAUGGCAUGUCUCUCUGUCCCAGGACAAAACAAACUACUGGAAGAGCAGCCACAGGAUGUCAGCUCUGGAAAGAUGGCCAGUGACGACCGAGAGACGAUGAUCACUGCAGCCAGCAGGGCACAGUCCAAGGUGACCCUGAAUGAGCUACUGGACACUCUAAAGCUGUUGGAAGAGGAGCCAGAGCUGCUGCCACAACCAAAGGCCUGCAAGGAAGAUAAAUAUGCUUGGAUAGAUGGGGAGGCCGACUCAAAUUCCCUGACUGCUGACAACCUGGAGAAGUUUGGGAAACUUAACUGCUCUCCGGGAGCCCCUGAGGAAGGCACGCUACUCUCGGAAGCGAAACUUCAGAGCAUCAUUAGCUUCUUGGAUGAAAUGGAGAAAUCUGAGCAGGAGCGACCGAGGUCUGCUGCCUCUGCUUCACGAGAGGGGCUCUUGUCAGAAGAAGAGCUAGCCCACCUGGAGCAGGCCUCAGCAGUUGCCACAGAGGUCACCAGCUCCAUCAUGCGGCUGAAGCUGGAGGUGGAAGAGAAGAAGAGAGCCAUCACGUUACUACAGACAGCACUGGCUCAGCAACGGGAGCUGACGGUGCGGCAUGUCAAAGAGACAGAGAAGGAGCUCAGCCGCCAGCUGGCAUUGCAGAGGGAGCAGUACGAGGCAGCUAUCCAACGGCACCUAGCCUUCAUUGAUCAGCUCAUUGAUGAUAAGAAGGUUCUGAGUGAGAAAUGUGAAGCUGUGGUGGCUGAAUUGAAGCAAGUGGAUCAGAAAUACACAAAGAAAAUUGACCAGAUGCAGGAGCAGCAUGAACUGGUCUGGCGCACUCUGGGCCCCCUCUGUGAGGAAAUAAAGAAGUUGAAGGAGCUGAUGAGUGCCACAGAAAAGAUCCGCCGGGAGAAAUGGAUUGAUGAGAAAACCAAGAAGAUCAAAGAGAUCACUGUUAAAGGUCUGGAGCCUGAGAUCCAGAAACUCAUUGCUAAACACAAGCUGGAAAUCAAAAAGCUGAAAGCGCUGCAUGAGGCGGAGCUGCUGCAGUCAGAUGAGCGGGCUGCCCAGCGCUACGUCCGCCAGGCGGAGGAGCUGAGGGAGAUGCUGGAGCACGAGAAGGAAGAGCAGGGGCAACGAGAGAGAGAACUGGCGAGGCAACGGUAUGAGAAGCAGCUGGAGCAGGAGGAACAGGCUCUGCAGCAGCAGCGGCGCCGGCUGCACAAUGAGGUGGCUGAGGAGAAAGAGAGACUCAAUCAGCAGGCGGCCAGGCAGAGGGCUGAGCUGGAGGACCUGCGGCGGCAACUGGAAGAGAACAGCUGUGUUGUCACCAAAGCUUUGAAGGAGGAGUACGAGAAAGGGAAGGAGGAGCAGGAGCGGCGCCAUCAGGCAGAAGUGCAGGCCCUGAAAGUGCGUCUAGAGAUAGAAAAGCAGGCCUGGGAGGCCAACUACUUAAAGAAGGAGGAGGCCUGGCUCCACACACGGGAGCGAGAAUUGAGAGAAGAAGUGCGGAAAGAGAGGGACAAGGAGAUCGAAUUGGUCAUCCAGCGGCUAGAAGCUGACAUGUCCUCUGCCAAGGAGGAGUGUGAGAGAGCCACAGAGAACAGAGUAAAGAGGGUGCGGGAUAAAUAUGAAGCAGAGCUGCAGGAACUGGAGCGGUCAGAACGCAAGCUCCAAGGGCGCUGCAAUGAACUGAAGGGCCGGCUGUCGGAGGCGGAGGGCCAGGCGCUUCACCUGCAGGGGCUGCUGCGGCAGAAGGAGCAGGAGGCAGAGGAUAUCCGAAAGGUGAGGGACCAACUAGCUCAAGAACGCAGCAGCCUUUCUGAAGUAAUCCGGCAGGAGUUUGCGGACCGGCUAGUGAGCACAGAGGAGGAGAACAAGCGGCUCAAGGCAGAGAUGGCUGAACUUCGUGCCCGCCAACGCUUGGAACUGGACAGAGUGACACGGGACAAAGAGCAGGAGCUGGAGGAAGUGCAUAAAAGAGUGAAGACAGCAAUUGUGAAGAAAGAGGAGGCCGUGAACAGCCUUCGGAAGCAGUAUGAGGCUGCCAUGAAGAGGGCAGAUCACCUGGAGGCCCUCUUGGAGCAACAGCGUAAGCAGCUCCUAGCAGCCAAGUAGCCGCUGUGCAGACACCAGUAGCCCGGGCAAGGGCAGAGCCAAGUGAUCGUGCUCAACAAAAGCUUGUUGUGGUCCACAGAGACUAAGAUAAAAUGAACACUAAUCUGUAUGUGAGUGGGGAGAGAUUCUUUCCCUCCCUCGUUUUUAUUUUUUUAUUUUUUAACUUGUUCUCUUACUUAUGCCUGAGAUCUGACCUCUUUCUUGUACAAGGAACCUGGGUGAUAUUCCAGUUCUUGCCAAUGUAUUUUAACAGUAAAAUCCAGCUGAUUUGUAAGAUGGCUGUCUAGCAAUGAUUUUCUCCCUUUGAGGACCACACUCUGUUCUCUGGUGAAGUGAGUCACUCCAGCUCAAAAGGUGCCUGUCAGCUGGUUCUUGACCCUGCAUUGUUCACCCUUGAUUUGCCUGGACUUGCCAGGUGCCACUACAUUAAAACCCUGAUGAUCUUUAGUCCACAAUUAUUAUUUUUUAAUAUUUUGGUACAAACCCUGACAUCUGGCAAACCCCACCACACCCGUGGAUCAUAAUGUAUGUGUGUCCUCUUUGCACCCUAUAAAAGAGGAACAAGUAUCUCAUAAGGACAAUGAGCUUAUGAUCUUCUCCCAUUGUCUUAGACCUCCUCCUCAAAAAAAAUUCCUUUGGAAUACCCACUGUAUGGGACAGGGAUGGGGAGAUGCUCAUCAGAAUAUAUAAGACUGGGAUAAAAUUAUCUUUUCAAGUCAAA
Elgaria multicarinata webbii is the source of this 4266-nucleotide messenger RNA. RefSeq names its product centrosomal protein 131 (gene CEP131). Lineage: Eukaryota; Metazoa; Chordata; Lepidosauria; Squamata; Anguidae. The transcript has 27 exons. Bases 210 to 3545 code for a protein of 1111 amino acids. Gene Ontology annotation, cellular component: centriolar satellite. Gene Ontology annotation, biological process: regulation of centrosome duplication; intraciliary transport involved in cilium assembly; cilium assembly. The record is from RefSeq and is a predicted model, not a curated record.